AUGAUCAUGCACGCACCCGUCAGGCAGACGGAAGUUCACCCGUGCGCCGUGCGUAAUUACGCAUCGGCACCGCUGUACCAUCUCAACAAGCCUUCCAGCGGGAAGUCUUUCACCAUCGACGCGUUGCUCGCCCUGCCCGCGGACCGGGGCCACGAGCGGCCGAGCAGCGUCACCCCACGCGGACUAAAAUACCAGACGGCCGCCCCCCUUCCGCCGCUCGCGGGACACCCGGGCCUUCAGAUGCCCCCCGCGGCGUACCUGUACUCCCCCGGCCUGCUCCACCCGCAGCCGCCUGGGUACAACGUCUACUGCUGCCCGCCCUUCUCCUUCCCGUCGUCAUGCCAUGGGGGAUUUUACGCACAAGACUCGCCAUCUAAAGGUCACGGAAUCCACUCGUUCAAGACCAAGGGAGGAAAGUCCAAACGCAUGCGCACCAGCUUCACCAACGAGCAGCUGUCCCGGCUGGAGAAGGAGUUCGCGCGCCAGCAGUACAUGGUCGGCUCGGAGCGGUUCGUCCUGGCGUCGAACCUGCAGCUCACCGAGGCCCAGGUGAAGGUCUGGUUCCAGAACCGACGCAUCAAGUGGCGCAAGCAGAGUCUCGAGCAGCAGCAGGCCAAGCUCGCGAAGCUGGGGCUGGCCGCGCCCCCGCCGCGCGCCUCUAGCCCGGGCUCCCAGGGUCACGGGGACGAGGAAGGCGAUUGCUCGUGCCCGUCCGACGUUGACAUCGAUGUGUCGGACGACUUCAUCGACCACUGCUAAUAGCACGGAGGGACUCUUGUGUAUAGACCGAAGACAUAGAUAUACGUCCACUUCUUCACUAAUAAUUUAAUAGAUGUAUAGUUUUAUAUUUAACAUUUUGUACUUGAAAUUGUUUAUUGGGUCUCCCAUGAAAUGAAGGACCUAUGCUUGUAUAUUUUGAUGAUAUAUUCGGAAAUAUAUAUUUUUGAGACUACUGUUGACUCGAUCUACUGUUCUUAACCCUCACAACACAAAACAACCACAAAAAAGUCAAUAAUCGACCUCUGGAGACAGCACAAAAAUCCAUACAAAAUAACAUUCACUUACUCUAAAUAACUAAGGAAUAAUGUAGCUCAUCCAUUUCCCACAUGGGAUUAAAGAAGCAUUGUAUUUAACUAAAAGAGUAUAAUUUAAUUCAAAGAGUUUCAGUAUUUAACUGAGGAGUGUCAGUAUUUAACUCAAAGUGCAUCACUAUUUCAAUUAGAGUAUCAGUAUUUAACUGAAAGAGUAUCAGUAUUUAACUGAAAGAGUAUAAGUAUUUACCUUAAAGAGUAGUAUUUACCUAAAAGAGUAUCAGUGUUUAACUUAAAGGAUAUUAGUAUUUCACUUAAAGUGUAUCAGUACUGUAUAACCUAACCCUGAGUCCGUGUUUAAAUAAACAAAACAAGACAAGCC
This is a messenger RNA of Gadus morhua (Atlantic cod), 1413 nucleotides long. RefSeq names its product notochord homeobox (gene noto). Lineage: Eukaryota; Metazoa; Chordata; Actinopteri; Gadiformes; Gadidae. Gene Ontology annotation, molecular function: RNA polymerase II cis-regulatory region sequence-specific DNA binding; DNA-binding transcription factor activity, RNA polymerase II-specific. Gene Ontology annotation, cellular component: nucleus. Bases 1 to 759 code for a protein of 252 amino acids. Gene Ontology annotation, biological process: neuron differentiation; regulation of transcription by RNA polymerase II; central nervous system development. The transcript has 3 exons. The record is from RefSeq and is a predicted model, not a curated record.